Molecule: messenger RNA, 5950 nt
Organism: Periconia digitata
Lineage: Eukaryota; Fungi; Ascomycota; Dothideomycetes; Pleosporales; Periconiaceae
Source: the annotation of a GenBank genome assembly
CCCCACACCAGGACCGUAGAGCCGCACGUAAGGGGUUCUUCGGUUUUGCUCUACUUCGAAAACAUGACGCGCACUAUCCGUCGAAAUGCUCUCGAGAAACUCGCGAAACUUUCCACACAGCCGUCUUCUACUGAAUCUACGACCUCGGAGCUGCAAAGCAUUUACCGUAGGUGUCGCAAUGGCAUCAAGAGGCGACAGAAUGGCUCAUCGUCUCCCAAUGCCUUGAUGAAACUCCCCGAGCUGGAGGGCGUUCUGGCUCUUUGUAAAGCAGCACCUUUCAUCCGAUCCCCCGAAAUUGCCGGUCAGCUUCUCGAACGUCUUGCGCCAUAUCUGCCUGAGUCGUACUCCCAGGUACUUUCCCCCUCGCUGGGCUUUCGCGAAAUCGAUCCCUCGCCGUAUGAGGUCCUUACCAAAGCCCUCACCCACGCGAUCCUUUCACUCGGUAUCCAGCACGAAGAAUUACGGCCACAAGCUCAAGGGGUUAUUGUCCAAUAUGUAAAGGGCUGGGCACAAUCGGCGGUCGACCUUGCGGAGGAGCAGUUCGACCAGGAGGAUCAGGUGGAUUUUGAAACCGAUGGCGAGCUUGCGCAUGUCAUGACCCAGAGCAUGUCGCUUUUGGGAUUCUUGGACGCGUGCGCUGAAUUUGCCAGUUUCUGGAGCCCUCAUGAUCGCCUCACUCUCAUUGAAAAGGUCCGCGCAGCAUUGACCGAGAAGUUCUCCAUUGCCUUCGAGACAGCGCUAUCAAUCGUUCGCAAUGCCCGACCUCAUCAAUAUGGGUUGAAGGAAUGGAAACGCUAUGCGAAGCGUUAUGCGGCUAUCGGACGACCCCUCGGGGCAAUGAUUCUUCAUGAUUCGUUCCUCAAAGUUGUGGUCUCCUGUGCUUCGCUACUUGCUGGAAUCCCCGAGCACGAUUCCAAGGACAAUAUUCUUGAUUCUCUUCGUUCCAAGACAAAUAGUGUCAAGGCGAUUGCAGACGCAUCGGAAGAUAAGCUCGCCGAGGGCUUAGCUGUAAUUGCGGUCGAAGAGAUGGAUCGACUAGAUGAUGAUUUAGACUAUCUUCAGCGAGUAGGAUCGGCAUGGCAGCAGCGUCUGGCUUCUUCAGUCAAAGCAAAAGUUAUCACGACAUAUCUGUGCUGCACCAUCUACGAUGAAGAUAUUGCGGAUGCUGAAGCUUUAAUGCCUUGGUUAGACGGAGCGCUCAAUGAUCCAGCACAAUCAGCAGAUCUCACUUUGGCCUCUACCGUCUUGAAAGCUAUGGUUGUUCUGGCUAAAGCCUCACCCACUAUGGCUUCUAAUCUGGGACGAUCGCUCCCUCGAAUCAUUGUACAGGGUGGUUUCGACAACAGGACAGCAUCCGUAGCUGCUGAUUGCCUGGCUGAGGUAUUGAGCCUUUUGCCACAAGACGCAGUUAUUACUACGUUAUAUAGCUUGGGGAAUGUCAUCAGUACUACUCCCGUUGGCGAUCGAAACUUAGCAGGCUCACCUGCGUUAAAUGUCAAUGGGAAACCUCCAAGGGCAAGUGCCAUAUACAGUCAGCAACAGCUGGGCAGCACGAUAUCGCUCACACCCAGCGACAUCGAAGAGCCGCAUCAUGUGCAUACCACCGUUGUUGAGACUGUUGUCUCGGUGGCCAGAAACUGCAAGGACGAGAAGAUCACAGCUCUAGCUUUGUCCAUGCUUAUCCAAAAAAUCGGCAAAGUUAGUAGGGCUGUCGAUGCUAAGAUAAUCACAGACUCUGCUCUGCUUGGAAUUCAUAGUGGACUCGCAGAGUUCCGGGCCUUGCUUAAACUUUACAACAAGCUCUGCCAUGAUGCUCUGUCGAAGGACGAUCAUAUCACAUUGGAGGCUGUCAUGAGAGCUCGGCUACAUCUUUCGAGGGAGAUCAAUUCAGAUUCAUCUCUUUUCGAAGUGUUUCUCAUGCAGAUGCUCGACACGAUUGUAAGCAAAGGAGAUGCACCAGAAACACAUAGCCGACAAGUUCGUGACACUGAACUGGCUGCUCAAGAGAUUGCUCAGCUCUUCUCACCUUUAGCGCUGCUUCUCUCCCGCAAUGCUGCGCAAACAGACCCUUCACAACUGGACGAUUCUGUUCUUAGCUUGCAGCGGGAUGCUUGGUUUAACAUCGUGGUGCACGGCUUUGAGCUCGACUCCACCCUUACUAAAAAGCACAUGGAGGAACUCAUGACUCUUGCACAGUUCAGUCAACCUCUGAUAACUGAAGAACGAGCCUCACUUGUAGAGAGCGAUAUCGAGCUCAACACUGUUCUACGACGUGGGAAAACCCCCGAGCAUGUAGUUGAGCAGAAGAAACGUCUUGGGAAGCUUUUCCCUUCAAAUGAAGCCGAUGUUCGGGCACUCAGCUACCCUGAGGCUGUGUUUUUGAAUACCGCGUAUCUUGUCGAAAAUCUCAGGGCUGGUUCUGGCGAUUGUACCAAAGCUCUAGCCUACUUCAUGGAUCCCAAGUUACGCAGUGGCCCAGUAGGGAAUUGCAUGUCCGCUAUCGCUACAACUAUCACGAAGGCGUAUGUGGGAAAGACCCUAUCUGGGCGAAUGCAUUCCUUCUCUACGCCGUAUCUCGCAGAACAACUUGCAACGAUCUUUGCUGGUUGCUGCCAUCGCAUUGCGCGUGUCCAAGAAGCAGCCACUGCGUGUGCUGACAUCAUCAUUCGUGAUGUACCUUCCACCUUGUGCCAAAAGAGUGCUCUCUUUGCUUUGUUGGAAUUGCUUUCCAUCAUGUGGUCUGGCUGCUUGGAAGCGGAAACAGAUGAGUACUCAUGGAACUCAACCUUCUCAUCCAAGAAGUCAAACAUCGUUGUUGAACUCUCAGACAACCACAGCUUCCGGAGAGCCACACUGAACAGCUUUCACAAGCGAGCUGUGGCAUGGGUUACGGGUAUUAUCGAGGUCGCACCUCUCGAUGUCAAAGGUCUGCUCCAGACGUACCUCUCGGAAUACGAUGACGAGGGUGCAUAUGGUCACAUCUCUCUUGGCCGCUCUUUUGCUUUAGAGAUGGGCUCAGUCAUACCCUCUACUGAUCAGAGGCUGGGUGCUAUUGAGCGUCAAGGCAUCAACAUCAACAUAGCGUCAGACUUUGUUGCACAGUACACCACGCGCCAAGAGUAUCGUUUCGUGGAUGGCCAGAAUGAUCAAGAAGAAGAAUGGCUUAGACAGGAUGAUGGCGUGGAGUCUAAGCCUUCGGCCUUCAGUCGCAGUAUCAACGAUGCUACCAGACUACUUGUUGAUUUGGAAAGUCGCACGCUGAGUCACGGCAGUGUUACCAUUGCCGAGCUGCGUGAUAUUCUUCGUCGAGCAUCCGCUCUUCUGUGUCGAGUGAAGACGGAUCAAUCUUCCUUGGUCCGUCAUCUAGUUGGCAUCCCCUUCGCUGUGUUCUCCAAACAAUCCAUCAAAUUGGGUAUUUCGCUGUGGAUGAGCGUUAUCAAGGAGAACCCUAGGAUGGAGUCCCGUAUUCUAGUGGCGAUUGCUGAGAAUUGGGAGAGCGCUGUGCACAAGCGCCGGGGUAUCUUCAGCCCUGCCCUACAACAUCCCGAUCCAUUCUAUGGAAGGCAGGAAUUUGCCCCGACAGAUAAGCCGACUCUUUCGAAACACCAGCAGCAUAUCUACAACCUUAUCGCACCGCAUUACCGGCUCCUACAAUUUCUAUCCAGCCAUUUUAGUGCAUCUAGGCUUGGAAAUCCCGAUAUAGAGCUCGUGUACAGCCGCAUGAUGCAUGUUACCCUCGAUGCUCUCAAAACGGGCUGCAAACAACCGCUCGCCCGGGAAGCUUACUUCCAUAUCAUUCUCUUAGGUUUGCGUGUAGUCCGUCAUUGCACGACUUUGCCAAAAGCGAUUAUAUGGCGCCUAACAGACCGCAUUCUUACAGCCGGACUGGCGUGGUUUGCCAAAGCUCCAGAGUGGUCUUUUGGUGGGAAUCGUCUACAGAUCAAGGCUGAGACCCAUGUGUUGGCCGACGUUCAAACUCACCUUGAACUGGUUGGGAACAUGGCCUCCAAGUCAGAAGGCUCCUUGAAAUCUCUAAAACCGAAACACGAUCUUCUUUCCUUGCUUAUAUCCAAUGAGCAAACACGCCUAAUGGUUUGGCUGUUCCCUCUUGAUUAUGGCAAGAAGCAUCACUUCACUUCUGGACAGCAUAAUAAGACGAUGGCUGAGGCCACCGUAACGGCGCAUUUAAAAACCGCGUGGGACGAGAACCCUGCUAUUGCUGUACAUCUCGCUCAGCGGUUCCAGUCUCAACGCUUGAAUACCGAGGUUCGGUGGCAAGUGCUCAACUUCCCUCAUAAGGUUCUGGAUGAACCUGAUGCUCUCGAAAUUCUGCUUGGAAACGGGCUUCCCAACGAUGUUACUUUCCAGCUUAAGUAUUUGAUGUAUUGGGCUCCCUUGAAUCCCAUCACCACCGUGACAUAUUUCCUGCCAUCUUAUGGCAACCACCCGUUCAUCAUCCAGUACGCCAUGAGAGCACUGGAAAGUCACUCUGUGGAUGUGACGUUUUUUUACGUCUCGCAGAUUGUACAGGCGCUAAGAUAUGAUGUUCUGGGUUAUGUCGAGAGGUACAUUAUUGAGACGGCAAGAUUUUCUCAGCUGUUCGCCCAUCAGAUCAUAUGGAAUAUGAAAGCGAACGCCUACAAGGCCGAGGGGGACACUUUCGAGAUGCCUGACUCUGUCAAGCCUACCCUCGAUAAAGUCUCAGAUAGUCUGAUUGCCAGCUUCAGCCAGUAUGACAAAGAGUUCUACGAACGGGAAUUCGCAUUCUUCAAUGAAGUCACUGGCAUAUCUGGUACACUUCGGUCAAUCUUGCAUGAACCAAAAGAAGCGAAGAAGCAGAUGAUUGAAGAGGAGCUGCGGAAAAUCAACGUUGACGUGGGCGUGUACCUCCCGAGUAACCCAGACGGCGUUGUGAUUGGAAUUGACCGGAAGUCCGGCAAACCGCUGCAAUCUCACGCCAAGACACCUUUCAUGGCCACAUUCCGUAUCCGGAAAUCCAAGUUCGACUCGGAACAAGAAGAUGAAGUUGGUGCUGCGGUGGCUUCCAAUAGCAGUGUUGUUUCGGCGAAACCCAACACGUACGAAGUGUGGCAGUCCGCCAUUUUCAAGGUGGGCGAUGACUGCAGGCAGGACGUGCUCGCGCUCCAGAUGAUAGCAGCAUUCCGUGGAAUCUUCAACAACGUCGGCCUAGAUGUGUGGGUAUUCCCCUACCGUGUCACCGCCACAGCCCCGGGCUGCGGCGUCAUCGACGUGCUACCCAACUCCAUCUCCCGCGAUAUGCUCGGCCGCGAGGCCGUCAACCGCCUCGACGACUACUUCAUUUCCAAAUACGGCAACGAAGAUUCGAUCCGGUACCAAGAAGCGCGCAGCAACUUUGUCAAAAGCAUGGCCGCCUACAGCGUAAUCUCGUUCCUGCUGCAAUUCAAAGACCGCCACAACGGCAACAUCAUGAUCGACGACGCCGGCCAUCUCAUCCAUAUUGAUUUCGGCUUCUGCUUCGACAUUGCCCCCGGCGGCGUCAAAUUCGAGCGCGCUCCGUUCAAGCUCACCCGCGAAAUGAUCGCCGUCAUGGGCGGCUCGCAAACCUCGCAGCCUUUCCGCUGGUUCGAGGAACUCACCGUAAAAGCCUUCCUCGCGUCCCGUCAGCACUGCAACCACCUCUGUCACGUUGUCCAGGUCAUGCUCGACAGCGGCCUGCCGUGCUUCAAACCCGAGACGAUUCAGAACUUCCGCGAUCGCUUCGUGCUCGAGCGCACCGAGCGCGAGGCUGCGGAUUAUAUGAGGGAGCUGGUCAGGAAGAGCGCCAGUAGUUAUAGUACCAGGGAGUAUGAUAGGUUCCAGCUUAUUACUAACGGCAUCCCGUACUAAGCCCUGCUGUCGGUUGGUUCCGGCGGGAUGGCGAGGCAAACGAGGUGUUGUGAUACCUUCAUUACCAUAUGUAGAGCAAGUA